UACUCCACAGGUCCAUCCAUUUGAGUCUAAGGAGAGAGUAUGAAGACAAGCUAUGUCACCCCGCAUUGCAGCCCAACAAGAUAUGACAUAAAACGGGUCCCCUGCUAAUCACGAUGAUAACCAUAGAGCUGUGACUGGCAUUGUGAAGCCUUUACCCCUUUUUCUACACCCAACCCGGACCCUUCUCCUCUUUCCAAAUUCCUCCCAGUGAUCUUUGUUGCUUCUCUUUCUCCUACAAACGCAACCUUCCUGCCUGCCCCAACGUUUAUUUCCUUAAUAGUUAUAGCAUCCCCUCUUUCUUCAUCAGCAUCAUGCAGGGUGCUUCUACCACCUCCACUGUCCUUCUUGUUAUCCCCUCCCUCCUGUUCUUCUUCCACUUUCCCAACAUGGUCAACGGGGACUGCUGGCUCAUUGAGGGAGACAAAGGCUAUGUGUGGCUGGCCAUCUGCAGUCAGAACCAGCCACCGUAUGAGACUAUCCCACAGCACAUCAACAACACGGUCCAUGACUUGAGACUGAAUGAGAACAAGCUGAAAGCUGUGCUCUUCAGCUCCAUGUACCGCUUCACCAACCUGACUGACCUCAACCUCACCAAGAAUGAAAUCAGCUAUAUAGAGGACGGAGCCUUUGCAGGACAAGCCAACCUACAGGUUCUUCAACUGGGCUACAACAAGCUGACAAACUUAACUGAGGGUAUGAUGAGAGGGCUUGGCCGCAUGCAAUGCCUCUUCCUCCAACACAACCUCAUUGAGAUUAUAGCCAGCAAUGCAUUCUGGGAGUGCCCAAGCCUCAGCAGCAUUGACCUGUCAUCCAACAAACUUGCCCACAUUGAUCCAUCUACAUUCACAGUUCUCAGUCGGCUGAUGGUGUGCGAACUGGCAGCGAAUCCGUUCCAUUGUGGCUGUGACCUUUACAGCUUCCUAACUUGGUUGGAGUCCUUCAACAAUGUCACACACACCUAUGACCGCCUCCAGUGUGAGACGCCUCGGGAGAUGUUUGGCUUCCCCUUACUGAGUCCCAUCGCUGCUGGCCAUGCCGGCCGCAAUGCCAAAAACAUUUUGUACUCCCGCUGUCGAAAUGGUGUGAUGAUUCCAGGGAUGACCUCUCUCCCACCAGAUCUGGAUGGUCCCUCUGGGAUCGGACCAGAGAUGUUUGGUGCUGUGGGGCCGUACCACCAGCCCACCACCUCUUCCUCAUCUACUGAACACAGCUUCAUUCCCAGUAUCAAGCUCCAUCAUGUCUCUUUGUCAUCAGCUUCACUUCUUGUGCAGAUUCCAAGGCCCUACAGCAAAAUGUAUAUUCUAACACAGUACAACCACACAUUUGUGUCUGAUGUCAUGAACUUGAAGAACAAAAAGGAGAUGAUCACCCUCAACAAGCUCAAGCCGCACACCAAUUACACCUUCUGCGUAGCAUCCAUUCGCAACUCUCAACGUUACAAUCACACCUGCCUCCAGUUUUCCACUCGCGCUCAAAAUCCAGAUGAGAUUCUCCCCACACCGUCGACCACUACUCACUACAUAAUGACCAUUGUGGGCUGCCUUUUUGGCAUGCUCAUUGUUUUAGGCCUGGUCUACUAUUGUCUGCGUAAGAAACGCAUGCAUGACGAGAAGAAGAAGUCCAUCUGUGUCAAGAAAACUAUACUGGAAAUGCGCUAUGGACCGGAGGUGGCAGCAGCCGUGGCAAAUGAUCCAUCAGCAGUCCACAAACUUCAGGAGCAGUCCAGAGAACAUCACCAGUAUCAGCACCACCAUGGAGGCAAACUUCCCAUGUCCACAUCUUCUAGCUCUGGAAUGCUCCACUCAGCCAAUACCAGUUCCUCCAGACUUUCCUCUAUCCCACAGGUGGAAAAGAUGGCCACUGCUUUUUCAGAGGCCAUGGCUACAAGUAAAGGAAACUAUAUGGAUAUCAGAAGUGGAGGAGCAGGGAUGGAGAGGUUGGGAGAUGGUGGGCACGGAGGGAUGCGGGGAGAAGACUUGAGGGACGAUGAUGGGACUGAUAUUGGGGAUGACUCAGAUGAUGAUGGACAUGGCUCUGCAUCAGAGAUCUCCACCAUUGCCAUGGAGGUGGACAAGGUUAACCAGAUCAUUAACAACUGUAUUGAUGCACUGAAACUGGACGCAGCAGCCGUUGCUGCUUCAGGGGUCUCUACUAACCCUUCAGGCUCCUCCAAUCCCACCUCCCCUCCACCUACAACCACGUCCUCCCUUACUCGUGGCCUAAUCCCACUCUCCCAAGGGGUGACAGAGACGUGCCAAGUCAUUGCUCCCAACAAAAUUCCACCUCCACCUCCACUUCCUGCCUUGAAUGCCCCUCUCUCUGAGCGCCCAGGGAUCAGUGGUGGUGGCUUUGUGGUCAGUCCCCCCUACAGGCCCCCUCCUCCAGCCAAUGCUGUACGUCCCAUUCAGCGACAAAUGAGUGCAGAUGCAGCUGUGGUUAUUGUAAAUGCUGUCAAGAAACAGUGCAGCACCACCUCUUGUGGCUCCAUGGGUCGAGAUAGGGACCGUGGAGGAGCUAGAGUAUAUAGCCUGGAUGUUCCUGAGCCUAGGAGCCCAGAUGCCUGUAAUCAGCAACAGCAGCAGUACCAAGAACGGGCCAGUCCAGUUGGCUGUGGGGAGCCCCUGGAGAGGCUGUCUUUAGUAGGGGGUAUGAGCUGCGGUGGAGGGGGUGGUGGUGGUUGCGACAGUGGUGGUGUUGGUGCCCAUCAGGACAACCAGAAGCCACACCAUUGCCAUCAAAAGCAACAACAACAACAACAACAACAACAACAGCAACAGCAGCAGCAGCAGCAGCAGCAGCUGGAGGUGCAGCAGGACUACCACUGCUCGGAGCACCGCCACUCCGUCCCAGCUCUCUACUAUGAAGGCUCCCACCAGGGCUCCCCAGCCCAGAGGGUUUCCUUCCUAAAGCCGCUGACGCGCUCCCGUAGGGAUGCAGCAUCUUACUCCCAGCUUUCGCCUGCUCACCACCAUUCCAGUUACUCUGGCUACUCCUCCAGCCCAGAGUACUCCUCAGAGAGCUCACUGCGGAUCUGGGAGCGCUUUCGUCCCUAUCGUAAAGGCCAGCGUGAUGAGGCCUGUUAUGUGACGGCCGGAAAUGCCCUUCGAAAAAAGGUGCAGUUCGCUAAAGGCGAGGACCUGCAUGACAUCCUUGAUUAUUGGAAGGGUGUGUCAGCACAGCAGAAGCUUUGACUGGGGGACCAGAGUUAAACAUUGUAGGAAAAAGAGUUUGGAUACUUCUAUUUCUGCUAGGUUCAUGGGAAGAAAAAUGUAGGACAACAUUUCGCCUUUGGGGUUUUUUCCGGCAUGCUAGGUGUAUAGAAUAUUGUGCUAAGUGCACGGACUGUGAAACUGUGCCUGGGAAAUGAGAGUCAUUAUGGUGUUUUAUUUUACACUUCAUUGUAGCACCAUUUCUGGAUUAUUCUCAUUUAAUGUUUGUGGGUUUUAUUUAUAGCACAGGGAGCAAAAGCCAACUGUGUAAUUUAGUACUCGUUGAGUGAUCACGUUUUGUGAUCUUUUAGCUUGUCUUUAUCAGUGCCAUGUUUUUCAUCUAUGGGUAAUCACAGAAGGUAAAUGUGAAUACCCAUCACUUCAGCUAUGGUCUGUGUGAUACAAGAUGUUGUUUCCUAUUCUUGGGUGCUGUAUCAAUUUGCAGUGUGCACUUGGAUAUGUUUAGACUUCUUAGUGAAGGUGGGCUGUCAUGCCGAUUAGUGAACAGAAUUGUCAAAUAUAGGCCCUAUCUCUCUUCCAUGAGAUUCUUCACGUGGCUGAGGUAUUUGCAUUUCAAUAGCAUCUGUCAAACAGAAAGAAGGAAGAAACUAGAAAGAAAUGAACAAUGCAAAAAAAAAGUUAAGUGGGUCUGAAGGUCCUGCUGCAUAAAGAAAUCAUGAGAGAGAGAGAUCUAACCAUAGCCUGUAAUAGUACUGUGAUUGCACCCCAAAGUGUUCAACACAUCUUUCUUAACUAACACAAUUGCAUGAUUCAAUGAGUGAUGUAAAGAAUGUUGUCCCACAGAUGCCCUAAACAGCAUUUACCCAAGUAAUGAUCGGAUUCAGGUUUUAUAAGCAUAAUUUGAAGGAAUACAGAGGCCAAAAUAAUUUUCCCUUUGUGAAGGUAAUUAGAUGUUACUUACCUGAUAGUGUCAGAUGAGCUCACACAAUCUCCUUGCAAAAUGGCAGGAGAGAUGUGACCCAUGUGUGACAGAGACCAAGAGAAAUUGAAAGAGAGAAAGGGUGUAGAGGGAAAAAAAAGGAAGACAAGCAAGGAUAUCAAUUAUUUUCUGCAGCCACUGUGAAUGUAAGUAGAUUACAAGCAAUUUAAGAGGAAAUCUGUUUUCAUCAUUCAAUGUGACAACCACAGUACAUUCCAAAUCCUUUCUCUAACAUUAAAAUUGAAUGAGGCACAGAAGGAAAGGACCCUUUUAAUUACUGCCAAUGUCUCUGUUCUGUUCUGGACAUUAGUACUAUUGUUGUCUAUUGAUAACUUAAUUAGCCAACUUGUGACAGGCAUGUUCACUUGCACUUUAUGCCUCAUGAUUGUGUGUGUGGCUGUGUGGUACAGUGGUCAGUGUAAGUGGGUGUUGGCAUGCCUUGUCAGAUUUUAUUGUAUAUGACCAAAUUGACUUCAAUUAAUACUUGUGAAUAUCUUGCCCAAUGGCUGGCUGUCUGUGUGUAACCCAUACUAGAUUAUUAAUGGCAUGGAAAAAUGCAAAAAUAACAAUAAUGUUCAUUGUAUUUUCCCAGACAUACAUCACAUGACUGUGAUGCUCAGAUAUACCACAGUAGCGCAGUGCCUCUUCAGUCAUAAUCUAAUCUCCAUUCAUGUAUAGUGUUUUUCCCCCACCUGGUCUAAUAUUGGAAUGAUCUGCUUGUGAUUGUCUUCAAGGAUAGUGACAUUUCCUGACAUUCUGACAAAAGGCUGCUUACCCAAAGUGCUGCGCAGCCUUUUGCAUAAUCAGCUAACAUACACAAUCUGAGACAUCUUACCCUAAAAAUGUGAAAACUGAAUAAGUGGUCCUUGCUCCACAUUUUUGUUUAGGGCUAUAUUCAAGAUAAAAUAAGUUAUAGUGACAAAUUCAAUUUCAGGACAUUUUCUUUAAAAAUUUUGAUCCAUACUUUGGAUGAUGUUCAUUUGGCCUUGAGUAGAUGCAGGUUGAGUGGGAAUGAGUAUGCAGAUGUUAAAGGAUGUUGUGAGAUGGUAUCUCCAUAUUCUUCUAUGUAUUUCUUCCUUCUUUGUUUUCAUAAAACAUCGAUCCCUGUCUCUUUUUUCCCUGUUUUAUUACAAUGUUUGCAUACAGUUAGAGGUCAUAUUCCUCGGAGUCAGUGUUCUGUUGUGAGUGUUUACAAUAAUAGACCACAUAAGAUCAAGGGCCUCACUGUCAGUAAUAGUUUGUCUGGGAUGCACCACCUCAUCCGCCUUCUUUAUAUGAUAAAGCACCGUGUGAUGAACAUACAGGCUUGGAAAUUUUCCGUCUCCCACUGAUCUCCUAUCAUCUGAGAUAUCAAAGUUUCCAAAGGAACUUGUUAAAGUGAUUGACUCAGACUAUCACUAUACUGUAUCAGAGGAAAGGAUUUUCUUUGCUGGUAUGUUCCAAGAGUACCAAAUCCCACAGAAGAACCUUGGUGUGUUCAACUCUCCAGAUCCUCAACUGCCAUAAUAAGUUUACAGAAAUGGACACAGAGGAUACGUGUAACAACCAAUUCAGAGAUGUUAAGUAAUAUCAGGAUUGAUCAUCAUUUCAGCUGCCAUUUAUGUCCAUCUACCUGACAAAAUACAAUGUGACAUAAAAUCCUGAUAAUUACUGUUUUCAUGGAUGGCUUUUAAUUUCAUACAUUUUCUAUUUUAAUUAACAUAGUUAACAGAU
Thunnus maccoyii (southern bluefin tuna) is the source of this 5862-nucleotide messenger RNA. Its product is annotated as protein phosphatase 1 regulatory subunit 29. Gene Ontology annotation, molecular function: protein binding. The record is from RefSeq and is a predicted model, not a curated record. Lineage: Eukaryota; Metazoa; Chordata; Actinopteri; Scombriformes; Scombridae. The coding region runs from base 312 to 3191 and encodes 959 amino acids. Gene Ontology annotation, cellular component: plasma membrane. The transcript has 2 exons.